This is a messenger RNA of Meriones unguiculatus (Mongolian gerbil), 11685 nucleotides long. RefSeq names its product UDP-glucose glycoprotein glucosyltransferase 2 (gene Uggt2). The transcript is spliced from 39 exons. The record is from RefSeq and is a predicted model, not a curated record. Bases 70 to 4608 code for a protein of 1512 amino acids. Gene Ontology annotation, molecular function: UDP-glucose:glycoprotein glucosyltransferase activity. Lineage: Eukaryota; Metazoa; Chordata; Mammalia; Rodentia; Muridae. Gene Ontology annotation, cellular component: endoplasmic reticulum.
CGCGGCGCGGCGCGGCGCGGCGGGAGGAGCGGCCCGCGGCGUGGCGGCGCGCGCUUCCCUCGGCGCACCAUGGCGCGGGCCGGAGCGGCCGACGAGCGGCGGCUGCUCCUGCGCUCCGUCGCGCUGUGGCUCGCCCUGCUCGGCGCCCGCACGACGGCCGCGUCCAAAGCGGUGACCGCGCACUUGGCUGCCAAGUGGCCCGAGACCCCGCUGCUGCUGGAGGCCAGUGAAUUUAUGGCAGAAGAAAGUAAUGAAAAAUUUUGGCAGUUUGUGGAAACAGUAAGAGAAUUAGCAGUUUAUAAGCAAACAGAAUCAGAUCAUUCUUACUACAACCUAAUCCUGAAGAAAGCUGGACAGUUUUUAGACGACAUACACAUCAAUCUCCUAAAGUUUGCGUUCUCAAUAAGGGCAUACUCUCCAACUAUUCAGAUGUCCCAACAGAUCGCUGCUGAUGAGCCACCACCAGAUGGAUGUAAUGCAUUUGUGGUCAUACAUCAGAAGUACACCUGUAAAAUCAAUGAAAUUAAAAAGCUGCUGAAUAAGGCUGCUUCAAGGCCCAGGCCUUAUCUGUUUAGGAGAGAUCAUAAGUUCCCCACGGGCAGGGAGAACUUACCAGUGGUCAUUCUUUAUGCAGAAAUUGGUACUAGAGCAUUUGCUGAGUUUCACAGAGUGUUGUCUAAGAAAUCUCAAAAUGGUAAAAUUCUGUAUGUUCUCCGCCACUACAUUAAGAAACCAAGCUCAAGGAAAAUGUACUUAUCUGGCUAUGGUGUGGAGCUAGCAAUUAAGGAUACAGAAUACAAGGCGUUGGAUGAUAUCCAAAUUAAAACUACUGCUGAUACUUCUUUAGAAAAUGAGACUGAAGCAGAUGAAGUUCAAGGAUUUCUUUUCGGGAAACUGAAAGAAAUAUAUUCAGAUCUUAAAGAUAAUCUGACACUAUUCCAAACGUACCUGAUUGAAAGCAGCAAGGAAAUGAUGCCUUUGAAAGUCUGGGAAUUACAAGAUCUGAGUUUUCAAGCAGCCUCUCAAAUAGUGUCUACCCCUGUCUAUGAUGCCAUAAAGCUAAUGAAGGAUAUUGCACAGAACUUCCCCAUAAAAGCCAGAUCUCUCACCAGGAUUGCUGUAAAUGAACUAAUGAGAAAAGAAAUACAGGAAAAUCAAAAGGACCUACGAAAUAGAUUUGAAAUUAAGCCAGGCGAUGCUCGUCUGUUCAUAAAUGGCCUCCGUGUUGACUUGGAUGUUUAUGAUCCUUUUAGUAUUUUAGAUAUGCUGAAAUCAGAAGGAAAACUGAUGAAUGGCCUUAAAAAUCUUGGGCUCAGUGAAGAAGAUAUGAACAAAAUUUUAACAUUAAAUUUACCUGUGUGGGACUAUGACUAUGUGUUAGAUAUUCGGCAUUCUGCAAUAGUGUGGAUUAAUGACUUAGAAAAUGAUGGUAUGUACGUUACUUGGCCUACGAGUUGCUGGGAAUUUCUGAAACCAGUAUUACAUGAAACAGUUCCUUCCAUAAGGCGUAAUUUUCAUAAUUUGGUUCUGUUUAUUGAUCCUGCUCAAGAAUAUACCUUGGACUUUAUAAGUUUGGCAGAAUUUUUUUAUUAUAAUGAAAUUCCUCUUAGAAUUGGUUUUGUGUUCAUUCUGAAUGUGGAUAAUGAAGUUGAUGGAGCGGCAGAUGCUGGAGUUGCACUUUGGCGAGCUUUCAAUUAUAUUGAAGAAAAAUAUGAUGUAUUAGAAGCAUUUAUUUCCAUGACACAUAUGUACCAAAAAGUGAAGGAUAAUCAAAUACUCACCGUGGAUAACGUGAAAAGUAUUCUUCAAAAUAAAUUUCCUAAUGCUGAUAUUUUGGAUAUCUUGGGAACCCAUUCCAAGUAUGAUAGAAGAAGAAUGGCAGGAGCAAGCUUUUAUAAGAUGACUGGCCUAGGUCCUUUGCCUCAGGCUCUUUAUAAUGGGGAACCCUUUGACCUCAAAGAGUUGAACACUGAAGAACUGAAAGGAGUUGUUCUGGAAAAAAUGACGGAUACAUUUGUAUAUCUACAAAGAGAUGUUUUUAUGGGCAUAUUAAAUGAUGAAAUCAAUGCGAUUGAUUUCCUGAUGGAUAAGAAUAAUGUUGUACCCCGCUUAAAUUCUUUGAUUUUGCACACAGAACCACAGUACCUUAAUUUAUUAUCUUCAUCAGUAACUGCUGAUAUUGAAGAUUUCUCUACUUUCUCUUUCUUGGAUUCACAAGAUAAGAGUGCUGUGAUUGCAAAAAACAUGCAUUAUUUAACUCAAGAUAAUAUGAUAUCUGCCGUCACUUUGUGGAUUAUUGCUGAUUUUGAUACCCCUCCUGGGAGGAAACUGCUUUUUAAUGCAUUAGAGCAUAUGGAAAUGAGUGUCCAUAGUCGGCUAGGGAUUGUUUAUAAUCCCACAUCAAAGAUAAAUGAAGAGAACACAGUCAUUUCCAGAGGAAUUCUGGCGGCUUUUCUUACACAUACAAGCAGCGUGCUGAGACGCUUCCUGAGGAAGCUGGCAAAAGAAGAGACGGCUGAAGCGAUUUACUCUGGAGACAAGAUGAAAACGCUCCUUACUGGGGAUAUGGAUAAGAAUGCUUUUGAGAAAAAAUAUAACACCGUUGGAGUAAAUAUUUUCCGAACUCACCAGUUAUUCUGCCAAGAUGUGCUGAAAUUGCAGCCGGGCAGGAUGGGCAUCGUCAGCAAUGGCAAAUUUUUAGGUCCUUUAAAUGAAGAGUUCUACAUAGAAGAUUUUUACUUGGUUGAAAAGGUAACAUUUAGUAAUUCCGUAGAGAAAAUUAAAGACGUUGUUGAAAAUAUGGAAGUCAACCCGAAACACACAAGUGACCUUGUGAUGAAAUUGGAUGUACUUCUUUCUUCAUUGUCUGUGCGUGCCACUCGGUAUAACAUCACGUUACUCAAAGAGAAUCUCAGUGUUAUAAAGAUAAAUCCUCCAGAGAAUGACGUGUUCUUUGAUGUCACUGCUAUUGUUGAUCCUUUGACAAGAGAAGCUCAGAAGAUGGCACAGUUCCUGAUUGUGCUUGGGAAGAUUGCAAAUGUGAGGAUAAGGCUGUUCCUGAACUGCAGAGACAAGCUCUCAGAAGCCCCUCUCAGAAGCUUUUACCGUUUUGUACUGGAGCCAGAGCUGUUAACAGGGGCUAACAAUAGCCCUUCUAAUGGACCAGUGGCAAAGUUCCUGGACAUCCCAGAAUCACACCUUCUGACUCUCAACAUGAUCACCCCGGAGGGAUGGUUGGUUGAAAUCGUCCACAGCAACUGUGACCUCGACAAUAUUAACUUAAAAGAUACUGAGAGAGUUGUUACAGCAGAGUAUGAACUUGAGUAUCUACUACUUGAAGGACAUUGCUUUGAUAUGACGACAGAACAGCCCCCACAGGGUCUGCAGUUCACUCUGGGCACAAGAAGCAACCCUGCGAUGGUUGACACAAUAGUGAUGGCCAACCUUGGGUAUUUUCAACUAAAAGCAAACCCCGGUGCUUGGAUACUGAAACUACGUGAAGGAAAAUCUGAAGAUAUUUAUGAAAUAGUUGGGCAUGAAGGAACCGACUCUGAGACCGACACAGGCGAUGUCAUUGUUGUGUUAAACAGUUUCAAGAGCAAGAUACUGAAAGUACAGGUAAAGAAAAGAUCAGGCAAAAUUACAGAAGAUAUCCUUGCUGAUAAACAUGAAAAUAGAGGCAUGUGGGAUUCAAUUAAAAGCUUCACAAAAAGUCUGCAUGAAGAUAAGAAAAAGGAAAAUGACAUCCUAAACAUUUUUUCAGUUGCUUCUGGCCAUUUAUAUGAACGUUUUCUAAGGAUCAUGAUGCUCUCUGUUCUGCGGAAUACCAAAACUCCAGUGAAGUUCUGGUUUCUGAAGAACUACCUCUCACCAACAUUCAAAGAAGUAAUUCCUCACAUGGCUAAGGAGUAUGGAUUCCAGUAUGAACUUGUCCAGUAUAAGUGGCCUCGUUGGCUUCGUCAACAAACUGAAAAGCAACGGAUCAUUUGGGGUUACAAAAUCCUUUUCCUUGACGUCCUUUUCCCACUGGCAGUGGGCAAAGUCAUAUUUGUUGAUGCUGACCAGAUUGUCAGACACGACCUAAAGGAACUCCGAGACUUGGAUCUGGGCGGAGCUCCGUAUGGGUUCACGCCAUUCUGUGACAGCCGCAGGGAAAUGGACGGCUAUCGCUUCUGGAAGACAGGAUACUGGGCGUCACACCUUGUGAAAAGAAAAUACCAUAUCAGUGCCUUGUAUGUCGUGGACCUCAAGAAGUUCCGGAGAAUCUCAGCAGGGGACCGGCUCCGCGGCCAGUACCAAGCUCUCAGCCAAGAUCCAAACAGUCUUUCAAACCUGGAUCAGGAUCUUCCCAACAACAUGAUUUACCAAGUUGCCAUUAAGUCUCUUCCUCAAGACUGGCUGUGGUGUGAAACCUGGUGUGAUGAUGACUCUAAAAAAAGAGCCAAAACAAUUGAUCUGUGCAAUAAUCCCAAAACAAAAGAACCCAAACUAGAAGCUGCUGCAAGGAUUGUUCCAGAAUGGGUCAAAUAUGAUACAGAAAUACGAAAAUUAUUAGAUCAUCUUGAAAACAAGAAAAAAACUGCAACUUCAGUUCAUGAUGAACUCUAGCACUGGUUGCCAGAAGGUAAAAUAUGAAAACCUGCCACCUGCUGGGCAUUUGUGGAACUGCUAAGACUAGGAGGCCAUUUCAUUCAAAUUACUGACGUAAGGUUAACUUCUUAUGAACUUUAUUUAAAAUACAUGUGAAGUUUGAAAAUAAAGUUAAUUUCUAUGAUAGAUAUAUUAUUUCUGGUUGAUUAAGAUGUUAUUGUUGUUGUUGCCAGGUAGUUCGAUGUUGUUAGAUGUCCUCGUUUUAGUAUUCCAGCUUUAAGUACACCCAUAUUUCCUUACUCAAAAAAUGCAUUUAAAUUUUCAGAAAUUUGUGCUUUUCAAGAAGAAGGACUCAUGGCUUUCUCUGAAUUAUUAAAAACAAGCUCAUUUUAUUCUUUAACUAUCACUUUUAAAUGGAAGUCAUAUUGCACUGGAGUCAUUAAUCUCAAAUAAUAGGUUUUAUUUUUGUGCUGUAUUUACAAUGUUCUAAAUGUUUGAUAUGCAUUAGCCAUACAUGUGUUUUUAAAAAGACUGAAUACUCUUAAAAAAACACAGUAAAGGAUAGAAACUGUAUACCUCUGUAAAAGCUGAGUAAAAGAUUUUUCCCUGCUGUGUUUCAUUCAGUACACAAAUAAGAAUAGUAAUUUAUUUUUAUUUUUUUAAUAUUACAUUUUGUUAACUUUGUAUCCCUGCUGUAUCCCACUCCCUCUUUCCCUCCCAAUCCCACCCUCCCACCCUCAUCUCCUCCUGCCCCUUUCCAACUGAUAGGGGAGGUCCUCCUCCCCUUACAUCUGAUACUGGUUUAUCAGGUGUCUUCAGGACUGGCUGCAAAGUCCUCCUCUGUGGCCUAGCAAGGCUGCUCCUCCCUGGGGGGGGAGGGGAGGAAUGUCAAAGAGCCCGCCAUCGAGUUCAUGUCAGAAACAGUCCCUGUUCCCCUUAUUAGGGUACCCACUUGCAGAAAUUGUGGUACUUUUACACAAUGGAAUACUACUCAGCAAUUAAAAACAAGGAAAUCAUGAAAUUUGCAGGCAAAUGGUGUGACCUAGAAAUGAUCAUCCUGAGUAAGGUAUCCCAAAAGCAGUAACUAUUUUUAAACUAUUCAGAUACUCUGUAUUUAUAGCGUCUUGGGACUAGAACAUAACCUCACCCACAUGUGAUCUGAUGUACAACCUUGGCCCCUUGGCUGCAUGUGUGCCAUGGGCUGAGUACAUCCCAGGAUGGUUACGAAUGAGGCCAUGCACAUAUGUAGCUGCAGCACUGUGGCCAAGAGGAGAAGGCUGGUCACCUCUGAGAGGUCUGAUGUAACCGCUGGAAUUCCUGUUUAAAACGCUCUCCAGAUUCCUCUUGAAAAGCAUUUGCUUGAGCUCAGUGUCUGAUUAGUGACCCAGUCACCCCUUCCACAUUCUGGCAGAUGAGUUAUCUUGGAAACCUCCAGGGAAUGUGGAACCCUCUCCGUCGAGAGACGGCUGGCUCAUCUUGGGACAGGUUUGCCUACAAGUUCCGUACCGAGACAUAGCUACCUGUGCCUUGAUGCCUUUUAAAUCUUCAUAAUUGGAUUAUAAUCCUGCUCUGAUAGCAUAGACUGUGGAGAAUCUGAAAAAUACCCACGUUCCUCAGCUUUCUGUUGCCGAGACGAAAUAUCCAAGAUACAACCUUAUGGAAGAAAGCCUUAUUUUCCCUCAGGGUUUCAGUGCAUGGUCACUUUCCCGUGCUGCUUUGGGCUCUUGAGAGCACAGGUCAUGAAGGGAGCACCCUGGGGAGAAGGCGCGUUCAGCUCCUGGCUGCGGGGAGCCAGAGGUGGAGAGAAUAGGGCUAGGCUCUCCACGCCUAACAGGGCCUACCACCAAGAACUUAACAUUUUUUUUAACUGGGUUUGAUCUCUUCCAAGGUUCCAACCAUUACUUCACAGUAGCACCAAAAAAAGCUGCUUUCAGAAUGUGGACCCUUAGAUCCACACCUGAACAAUAUCCUUCUUCUAGAAGUUCUCCUCUACUCAUUCCAGUCAAGAGAAUACCUUCCUUUCCCUCUUGGCUCACUAUUUUUAUUACUAAAGACAUUCAAGCUAUAUUGUAAUUAAUUUCUGCCUUAAAAUGUCAGAUGUGAAGCCUGGUGGUGGUGCACAUCUCUAACGCCAGCACUCGGGAGUCAGAGAGGUGGGUCUACACAGAGAAACACUGUCUUGAAAACAAAAUGAGAUUUGAUAGCUCCCUGCUAGCAUCUUGUGACUUGAAAGACUAAACAUGCAUGUCUCAUUCCUAGAAGAGUAAAUACUGGAAAAUCUAGAUUUUUUUUAAUUAUGAAUUUCUUUGCAAGGCCUGUACUGUAUAGGUCUAUGUCAACUUGACAAAAUCUUGAGUCUUCUGAGAGGAGGGAGCCUCAACUGAGAAAAUGCUGCCAUGAGGCUGCAGGCAAGCCGACAGAUAAUUUUCUUAGUCAUUGAUAGGUGGUGGGACUGGCCAAUUGUGCAUGGUAUCACCAUCCCUGGGCUGGUCAUCCCGGCUUCUGUUAAGAAAGCUGACUGAAAAAGCCAUGAGGAACAAGACAGCAGCCUCCUCCAUGGCCUCUGCAUCAGCUCCUGCCUUCAGGUUCCAGCCCUGUCUGAGUUCCUGUCCUGACUUCCUUCAAUGAACAGUGAUGUGAAAGUGUAGGUCAAAUGAACACUUUCUUCCACAACUUGCUUUGGUUUGUGUUUCCUCACAGCAAGGAUAACAACCCUCACUAGAACAGAAAUUGGCACUAGGAGUGGGUUAAUGCUGUGACAGACUUGACCAUAUUGUCUUCGUGAAGAUUGUGGAAGUCCUUUGGAACUCUGGGCUCGAAAAGCCAUUGAGUGCUGAGAGAUCAGUGGGCUGCUCUGUAGGAGCUUGGAGGAUAAGAACAUUGCAGUCAGUGCAAAUGGUGGAGCCUGGCUUGUGAAGUUUGGAGGAAAGCAAAGAUAACCAGGCCAUCUGUGUGAAAAAGUCUGUGGUUCCCAGCAGCUGGAGCUAAAGAAUUGGCUGAGGUUAGCAAGAGACCAGAACCCCUAAAGUAAAAUCUUUGCUUUCCUCAGACAAUAAAUGCUGGUCUGCUGGGGCCAAAGAAUCAGCUGUACUUAAGAAGAGACUAGCAUCACUGAGGUGAUCAUCCAGGAAGUAUUUCCAGUAUCAGCACACACACGGUAUUCUAUAGGUUGUACAGUGUGUUAGCAGGCAAACUUGGUAAUGUGUAAGUCUCCCAGGUGUUGCUGUUUUGAAAAUAUCAAGUGGUGGUAAGGGCAGCCAAGGCUUGGCACCGUGAGAGGCCAGGAUAGGCCACUGGUGAAAGGAUAGGCUUGGUAGCAGCUGAGGUCUCAGGAUUGAAGGGGUCAUGCAGAAAAGUUAAGGCUUGGCACCAUGAAGAGGGCCCAGGAGAGGCUGUUGCAGAAGGCCCCAGCAUUUUGGAGACACCAGAACUAUGGGACAAACACCAACAGCAGCAGCUGUGCCGUGGAGUCAGCCUGGGCCUAGAAGACAAGCUGUGUGUGCUGCAGAGAGCAAAGCCAGGGAAGCGACCCCGGAGCCCAGAAGCUUGUGAGUGAGCCCCAGAAAUUAGGCAUUGAGUUAUUUAUACAGUUGAAGUGUGGGUUUACUUUGGUCUGAGUGACUGUGCCCUGGUUCUCCCCUCUUGAAAUAAAGUGUGUGUGUGGUAUGUGUAAAAUCUGUAUAGAAGCCUACAGUACAGUUGAAAAGCUUAUGGUUUUUAAGACUGGAUUUUCUUAAAAGAAGAGACUGAAUUUUUAAAGUGUUUCAAUAUGUAAGAUUGUGGGACUUUUUAAGUCUGUAAAAACACUUUUUAAGUGUUUUAUGUUGUGAUGUUUAUAUUAAUGUGUGACCUUGGGGGUGAAUAAGGAAGGAAAGGCUGUGGCUUUAGGGCAAUAUGUGUGUCAGAUGGACAAGCAGCCAAUAGCACUGGCUAGUUUUAUCUCAACACUAAAGUUAGCCUCAGUUAAGAAAAUGCUUCCAUUAAGAUUGGCUGUAGGCAAGCCUGUAAAGCAUUUUCUCAAUUAAUGACUGAUGGGGAAUGGUCCAACCCACAGUGGGUGGAGCCAUCCCUGGGCUGGUGGUCCUGGGUUCUAUAAGAAAGCAGGCUGUGCAAGUCAUGAGGAACAAGCCAGUGAGCAGCACUCCUCCAUGGCCUCUGCAUCAGCUCCUGCCUCCAAGUUCCUGCCCUGGCGUCCCUCAGUAGAAGUAUAAGCCAAAUAAACCCUUUCCUCCCCAACUUGCUUAAUCAUUAUGUUUCAUCUCAGGGGAAAACAAAACAAACAAAUAAAAAAACCUUACUCAGUUUUGUAACUGAGUUUUCACUUUCUCCCCUCUUAAAAAAAAAAGUGAUACAUUUACCUAGGCUAAUAAUUAAAAUACUAAUUCCUCAGGCCUGGCAGGUGGUGGCAUAUGCCUUAAUCCUAACACUUGGGAGGCAGAGGCAAGCAGAUUUCUGAGUUCCAGGCCAGCCUGGACUACAGAGUGAGUUCCAGAAUAGGCCAUGCUGAUAUACAGAAAUUGUCUCAAAAAAUCCAAACAAAAAUUUGAACACAGGGGUCUUCCCAGAGACCCAUACUCCAACCAAGUACCAGGCAUGGCGAUAACCUAGAACCCCUGCGCGGAUGUAAUCCAUGGCAGUUUAGUGUCUAAGUGGGUUACAUAGUAAUGGGAAGAGGGACUGCCUCCGACACAAUCUGAUUGGCCUGCUCUUUGAUCACCUCCCCCUGAGGGGAGAGCAGCCUUACCAGGCCACAGAAGACGACAAUGCAGCCACUCCUGAUGAGAUAUGAUAGACUAAGAUCAGGAGGAAGGAGAGGAGGACCUCCCCUAUCAGUGGACUUGGGGAGGGGCAUACGUGAAGGGGGAGGGAGGGUGGGAUCGGGAGGGGAGGAGGGAGGAGCUUAUGGGGGGAUACAAAGUGAAUAAAGUGUAAAAAAAAAAUUAAAAAAAAACCAAACAAAUGCAAAACAAACAAAAACCUCUGACACAUCACAAAAAUGGACUCAAAGGUACUGAUGAGCCAGUGCUUACAAUGGAAACCUUUCUGGUGGUGCCCUAGCUGUUGUCUUGACCACUACUACUUUAAUGGAUUUAAAUGACUGCCCAAGAGCCAGUUGGUUGAAAUUUUAAGCAGCUGGGAAAGUGAGGCUCAAAGGAAAUGAGGCAAUGGAGACUUUGAAAGCAGACCUUUCAUAACUUAAAAGGUAACUAAAGGUGCCAGAUACUCAGCCAUCAGAGACCAGCCUGGGAAAAGGCUCGAGACUGUAAUCCACUCUAAGGGAGCAGACCAGGCCUUUAGGAGAAUGAAUACAAAACAUGAGAAACUGAAGAAAAGUGGGAAAACGGAAAUUUUCCAAUAGGAAGAGGGAUUUCCAAACUCCUUUGGUUUUCAUUUUUUUCAAGGCCAUGGCAGAAACUGGACAAAAGUAUUAAGGGUGUAUGUUAUGACUGACUGUGUGUCAUGCACCAAGGGAGGAUUUGCUCAAAAGGGGGAAGGUAAAGGUCCGGGGUCCAUAGAGUUCCUGGGGUAUAAGCUGCUGGCCUUAAGAUGACUGACUAUACAUUUUUAAAGGCUGAGGUGAUUAGUAACUGAGGUGAUUAGUAACAGGAGCUGUGCCUGCUAAGGGCAAGCCAGAGGCUCUGAGAAAGAACGAGGGUGUCCUUGCGUCCCACUCUCAGGCAGCACUGGGAUCCUUCUGCCUGCUGACAUCUUCAGGAGGAGACAGGCCUUUCUGUUGUCAUGGUAUCAAGAUUACCACUAAGGACUUGGAAAGUGUCUAAUCUUUCUGUAAAAGUAAUGUAUAAACCUAAGUAUUUUAUUUUCCUUCGAUACAAAAUAUAUAACUGAAAUAGAAAGCUGCCUGCCUUUGUUGUUGCUGGAAAUUUAACUGAGUGUGCUAGGGGUAACACAGAGAAAUGAGCAGAGUUCAGACAAGGCCACUUGUUAGACUUCAGCGUUAAAGUGGAGGAGUAACCCACUCUCUUCAGUCCCGUUUUCCUCGGACUUGGUGGUCUGAGAUUUUAAACACACCUACGUGUUGUGCCCUGCCCUCCCCUGUGAGCUCACAGAAAGGGAAACCUUUGUCAGCUCAGUCAGUCACUGAUUGUGUAAAAUAAAGUUGGAAACAAACUUCUACGAUGGACUUAAGACUUUUAUCUCAAAGGUUAAACAUGAAUCAGAAGCAAGAAAAGUAGUGGAUAUGACCAUAAAUAUUUUUAUUAAAUGUGAAAAUACACGGGCAUAAAAAUGUUGCCCAUAUUCAUAGACAUGUGUGAGCCCCAGUUGAAAUAAUUUUAGUUCCUUUUUUAUUAAAACACUAAAUUGAGAUAGACUGAGUUAGGCUUGUCCCAUUUACAACAAAUGUAAACGUAAGAGUAAUCACUUAUCAACAUCUCUACUUUUAUCUCCCCAUGCCCCGCAUUCCUUUGCACAGGUGAGUAUUUCAUCCACAGACGAGGGCACUAAGACCUGUCGUCACUACACAGAGCCACGCAGUGGCUAAUUUUACUCUUAAAUCAUUCAGCAAAUGAGAUCAUCUGUUUAAAAAAAUUCUCCCCCUCUUAACAUCGUGUGAAAUCAUUACAGAAUAAAUUCUGCCACCAACAGAAAAGGAAUGCUAUGAUCUGGAAAAAGAUUAGCUAUUAACAAUUUAUUAUUUGCCUUCACCUUCCUGUAUCACUACAGGAAAAGUCAAGUACAUUCAAGAAAACCAUCUUUACCAAUACUUACUGAAACGUCCCCAGUGCCCUGUAUCUGUCAGCACCCACAAAGGCCUGUGAGUGAUUUCUAACUAGUACACCUUACCUUCUGCCUUCAUGGUAAAUGCUAGUUCCUGACCAUUUUAAAGGGUUUAUGUGUGGAUUUGUCAUCGUCUUCCAGGAAUAAAUAAUGGUGACUACUGACUUUUUCCACUUAGUUAUCAAUAAUUCUCUCUCACACUUACUUUGUUUUGGGGGUGUGUGACUUAGGUACUUUUGAAGUGGAGCCUCAAAGUCUCACAGUGACCUCCUAUGCAGCCCCACAUUCUGGGAUUACAGACAUGAGCCACCGUGCUGCUUACAUUAAAAAAAAAAAAAAAAAAAAAAAAAAAAAAAA